UUUCGUGUGUAUCAUACAAAUCAGAUUUAGAGAAUAAUCAGUUGACAACGUCGCGUUAAUAAUGAUGAUGAUACAAUUAUUAUUCUUAGUUCCCUUAAUCGCUGUUGAUUAUGGCGCAUCAAUGAAAAUUUCACCAAGAAUUGUUGGGGGGAGACCUGCCAAUCCAGGUGAAAUUCCGUACCAGGUUUCUCUGCAAAUGAAAAUUGAUAGAAUUGACCAACAUGUCUGCGGUGGAGUCAUAAUUAACAAGAAUUACGUGCUCACCGCUGCUCACUGUGUUCCUCUGAGUGGAAACACUUUGAGUAUGUCAGUCGUUGCGGGAACAAUAAAUCUAAAAACACCGCUUUCAAGGCAUCUGAUUCAGUCCAUUUUCGUACACGAAAAGUACAUGCCCCCUUUGACCUGUGAUAUCGCUUUACUUAAGCUUGAAAAUCCAUUAAACUUUUCUUCUUGGAUAAAUUCCAUCGAUUUACCGAAACAAAAUCAAACUGUCAUGGCAGGCUCGAUAGCAAAAGUAUCGGGAUUCGGUGUAAUAUCUUCUGAAGGAAAGGAUGCCGAAGGACGAUUAUACGUUGUAGACAAUAUCAUAACUCAUGAGACUUAUUGUAAAGAAAAGUAUGAUACAGCAGCAAAUAUAACCAUUGAACAUCGGCAUAUCUGCGCAAAUCAUCCAAUCGUUCAAAAGGGUGCAUGCAUGGGUGAUUCCGGUGGCCCUCUUACUGUCAAUGGAGUACUCGUAGGACUCGUCUCGUUUGGGCCUGCGCCUUGCACUAACACAGAAUAUCCCACCGUGUUUACACGCGUCCUGUCGCACAUCGAUUGGAUAAAUGAGCAAAUGUAAAAGAUUUAGUUGCAGCAGUCAAUUUUUGAUUGUGUUAGCCUAUCCACAAUGUUAGUACAGAAAAUAUGA
This is a messenger RNA of Mycetomoellerius zeteki, 910 nucleotides long. Its product is annotated as trypsin-7-like. The coding region runs from base 62 to 841 and encodes 259 amino acids. Gene Ontology annotation, biological process: proteolysis. Lineage: Eukaryota; Metazoa; Arthropoda; Insecta; Hymenoptera; Formicidae. The record is from RefSeq and is a predicted model, not a curated record. The transcript has 7 exons. Gene Ontology annotation, molecular function: serine-type endopeptidase activity.